ACUGCCGCGUCCGUCAGUUUCCUGUCAGCCGUUGACGCGACGAGAUGGGUCGGAGACAGAGAGGGAAGUGAAACUGAAACCCUUAAUUGAACACAAUUACUACGUGGUUUUACUUAAUGUGUAUCACAGUCAUGUGUGAUUCGUCUGUGAGUGUGUGUGUGUGUGUGUGUGGGAGAGCCGGCUGCGUGUCCCGUUUGAACCAUGGUGACGAAGUGUUACUAGAGGAAACCACCAACAACACAGGGAGGGUAACUUUUACUGUCUCUGAGUUAGCAUUAGCCUACAUGCUAUCAGGUGCUGAAGAAAGGGGUGAGCAGUAAUGAGUUCCUUUCAAAAAUGAAAAGUGAAAGGCAAACAGUGUUGUUUAUCCUUUAUAGAUACUAUCCCAUUUUGUUUCUAGACCAGAUGGGUUAAUUCACUUACUUCACCUUGCUUGUUUUUAAUUUAUUGAAAGGUAGACAUGUUAUCAGGAAGAUAACAUUGAUUUUUCUGUCAGAUUGCUGAUGAAAUAAAAUCAAAGAAUUGUCCACAUUAGUAUUUUUGUAAACAAAAUUUUUCCCUCUUCCAGUUUCCCAAACAAUUCCCGCCCACUACACGAUGGUAUGAAAAUGCAAAAGCUAGUUGUCAAGCCCUCUCCAAAUCAACAAUUCACAUAAAAAAGCUUUGUUUUCAGAAGUAUCUGUGCUGGUACAUACAGAGCCUAAUUUAGCUGGGUGCUACUUUUGGCUCUCAUGCAGCACCCUGUCACAUAUUUCCCGGCCCAAAACAAUAUCUGAUUGUUUUCCAGUGGUCAGUAUCAGUACUGGCUCUGAAAAUAAGCCUUAUUGUAACAAUAGUUAAACAACAAGUGCUGUAUCAGAAAUAAAAAGACACCAAAUGAUGAUAAAUGCACUGCAAAACACAGAUAAAUGACACCAAAUUUGAAUUAGUCAAAUACAAGUUUUCAUAUUUAAAAACUUAAAAUUCUAGUACAAUUGGAAAAAUAUAAACUUGGACAAGCUUCAGCUAUGUUUUGCAGUAUCACGGUGGCUAUGGAAUAGUGACGAUAUUUAAUCUAUUUGAUGUGUGUCCAUUUUUAGAGAUUGAAUUUGGCAGUAGACCAUUUCAUGAACUGAAGUCACGAUCAUACCCAAAUUUUCCCCAUUUUUAAUCAAAGUGAAUCCUAUUAUUACAUUUUGCGACUGUUGGACAAGCUGAAAAUAUGUUUUAAUCUUAACCAAAGUGCUUUAGAUAACCAUAGACUGGCUAAGAACCUUGGAUUCUUUAUAAAUGUAGUGCUUCUUUCAAGAGCAUUGUAGACACUAAUAAUAGUCAUGCUCACCUGAGGCAAAAAUACAAUUUAAAAUGUUUGUCCAUGUACUUAAACCCUGUAGAUGAGCUAUAUUAGAUGCUGCCACCAGGCACGGUGAUAUUUUCUUACCUCCUGCUGUCAGAUCUUACCCAGAAUCCAAUGAUAUCCAAAAUUCAUCCAAGACAUUUGCCAAAAAAGCUAUAAAUCAUGCUUUACCACAAUUAAAUACCACGAAUACUGGUGUUUUUGUCUUUACCUAAAUAAUCUCAUUCAGGGGCAGUACGGGUUGUGCAGUUGGUUGUUUGUGGAUUGUUUUCUAACAAAGUUUGGAGGUACAGUGCAGUGAAAGUUUCCCUUCCUCCCAACUGUCUGUCUCAGCUCUAUUUUUGGCCUCAGCUCUUUGUACUUCUCCCUCAGCCUGUCUCUUCUGUCCUCGUUUCUUUUCCAGUUGAGCUCCGUCCUCCCAUUUGUCCGUGUCAGCAAAGGAUGGCGAGGGAGAAGAGGGCGACAUCCGGAUGAGGGAGAUAGGUGUGUGGGAGACAGAUGGAGGAAGAGUAGCUACAGCCAGUUAGGAAGCUGGAGGAAGACAGUCCUCUAUCCAUCUCAACUACUUUAGUCCUCUGACAGGCACAUCCCUGAUGAAGCUGUCUGCAGCCUCUAAGACUGAAACAGGUAGCCAAGUAAGUAAAGAGAUGAUCCAACAGUGUUUUUAUGUGAACUCUCAAGACAAAGGACACUCUUCUUCUUUGACAUCUGAAGAGGGACAUGAUGAGAGUGAACUGUCUCGACAAACAAGCGAGGACUUGAGGCUGAAGUGCAUUUAAAGUUGCAUACAAAAGGCUCAUUCUGUAAGGUCCCUCUGCAUAAAAAAGCCCGAUUAAAACUUGAAGCGAUGCUGAAUAUUGUCCCACGUGCUUCUCUGAGUGCGCACAUGGAGCACCUGGAGGAGACCACGCAUAGCACAAGACUGUGACACGACGAGCUGACCUCGUGAGGUCAACCCAGACAGGAGGGGAGCUCCCACCGUCCAAUCACGAGCCUCCCCCGGGCCCAGAACGUCCGGGUCUUGGGCCAAUCAGGAGUGGCAGCGCGGAGUCAGAGGCGACAGCGAGCGCAGAUAAAAUGUUUGACUUCCAUCCAUCCUCUCAAACCAUCCCCUCAAUCCCCGCAGGAACCGUCAGCGACCUGCACUUUGGUUCGAACUGGGAUACCGACGCUUCUCCCGCCGAGGCGACCUGUUACUGAGAACCAGGGAGGCUGCGUGAAGAGAAAACUGGCGAAAACCAUUACAGCACAACAACAAAGGGAUUAAAAAAAAAAAAAAAGCGACCCGAGCAGAGAGGCAGCUCCGUCCAGAAACUGUUACCUGGCGCACGGUCAGGAUCAUGACAGCGCUCGCAGGAGGUUUACCGAGAAUGAUGAGACCGACUCCACACCAGAACUACCCGCGGGGAGGAUACUCUCUGGAGGUCUCCACUCCCUUAGGACAGGGCCGGGUCAACCAACUCGGUGGCGUCUUCAUAAACGGCAGACCUCUCCCGAACCACAUCCGCCACAAGAUCGUGGAGAUGGCCCAUCACGGCGUCCGGCCGUGCGUCAUCUCCCGUCAGCUGCGGGUGUCCCACGGCUGCGUCUCCAAAAUCCUGUGCCGGUACCAGGAGACCGGAUCCAUCAGGCCCGGAGCCAUCGGAGGCAGCAAGCCCAAGCAAACCGCUUCCCCUGAGGUGGACAAGAAAAUCGAAGAGUACAAGAGAGAGAACCCGGGCAUGUUCAGCUGGGAGAUCAGGGACAAGUUACUGAAAGACGGAGUCUGCGACAGGAACAACGUUCCCUCAGUGAGCGCCAUCAGUCGCAUCAUGCGCUCUAAGUUCGGCGGAGUGGGUGACGAUGACGAGGACGACGACGAGGUGGUGAAGAGGGAGAUGGAGGAGAGCGAGCCGCGGACCAAACACAGCAUCGACGGCAUCCUGGGAGACAGAUCCAGCCACUCGGACGAGGCCUCCGACGUGGACUCCGAGCCGGGCCUGCCCCUGAAGCGGAAGCAGCGCCGCAGCCGGACCACCUUCACGGCGGAGCAGCUGGAGGAGCUGGAGAGGGCCUUCGAGCGCACGCACUACCCCGACAUCUACACACGGGAGGAGCUGGCUCAGAGGGCCAAACUGACGGAGGCUCGAGUUCAGGUGUGGUUCAGCAACAGGAGGGCCCGGUGGAGGAAGCAAGCAGGGGCCAGUCAACUGAUGGCGUUUAAUCACCUCAUCCCCGGUGGUUUCCCUCCGUCAGCUAUGUCAGGCCUGCAGCCCUAUCAGCUGUCUGACAGCCCCUACACCCCAACUUCUAUAGCUCAAGCAGUGUCCGAGCAGCCCAGUACAGUCCACAGACCGCAGCCCCUGCCCCCCACCUCCGUGCACCAGAGUGGGCUCAGCUCGUCAGCGGCCCCUCAGGAUGGAAGCUCUGCGUACUGCCUGUCUUCUGGACGUCACGGCUUCUCAGGAUACUCAGACAGCUUCGUGGCCCCGACGGGACACAGCAACGCCGUCAACCCCGCCAUCAGCAACGGCCUCUCACCACAGGUGAUGGGCCUAUUGAACCCAGGUGGAGUGUCACAUCAGUCCCAGAGUGACUUUGCCCUCUCCCCGCUGACCGGAGGCCUGGAGCCCAACGGUGGCAUGGCCGCCAGCUGUCACGGCUCCCAGCGCCUGGAGGCUCUCCCGGGCCUGACCAGUAUGCCCACCCUGCCUAGCACCCAGUCUUACUGCCCACCUUCCUACACCUCCCCGGCCUACGCCAUGGACCACCAUCCAUCCUACCAGUACGGACAGUACAGUCAGAGCAAGGUGCCUUUCAUUAUAUGAAGCCCCCAACACGGCCGGAACAGGAGGCUUCCCAGCCGGUCUGACAUUCAUCGCCAGAGACAAACACUCCUAGCCCUGAGGACAGCGACAGAGAAUUUGAGCGAGUGAAGGGGUGGAAGUUUUUUCUCCCUCAGCAAAGGGGGAACCAGUUCAGACGGAGGUGUAGUGAUGGUGAUGGAGGGGGUUUGACCGGAAUAAUUAGGACCAAAAGGCGCAGCCUCUCCUGUUACCUGGCAGUAGCUUUGCUUGUGCGUCACGUCAUGCUCCAAGGACCAAGCCCGGUUCGUUCGUCCACGCUCAAAGAGGAAAAGGAGCGGGGUGGGGAAGGGGCAGUAAAUACAUUCAAGAUUGUGUAUUUGAUUUUUUUUGUAAUAAGCGGCAGAGAUGCAAGUUGAGGCGGACUCGGCGAGCCCACCCCCCCACGUGCUUCACUUCAUCAUGGUGUCUUAGGAAAAUAAUAUUUACUGUACAUCGAUGUGAUUCUUGUGUGAGACGUUGGAGAUGAAAAAAAAAAUGCGACUACAGCGGGGAGAACCAGCAGAAAAAGGCGGAGUGGAGUCAUAGCGAAACCACUGCAACCCAAAGAAAGUGCAAUACAUUCAUACCUCAUGUGAUGUAAAUUAACACGGAUCGAAUGCCCCCUGAUUAUACCCUCUGUCUUUCUAAUGUCACUAAUACUGGGUCGUGUGCAUUGAUCAAUCAGGGGAAAUCAUCGAGCGAUGACGAAAAUAGCGAGCGUAGUCGUGAUGUCAUGAAGCCAAAAAAUUCUCUGCCAGUGAAUACAUUAUUCAGUUGGACAGUUAAUUUUAAAUUGUUUUUUUUUUUUUGUUGUUUUUUUGCAUGUAGUAAAUUAGUUUCUCACCACAAACAUGCAAACUUUAGUUCCAUUUUAUUAUUUAUUUAGUGUUGUUAAAGUGUUCUGUCUCCUCUGUGCGUCUUGUAUUGAGCGCCACCGGGUGCUUAAGUAAGUCUUACACAAUGUUCAUUAUACAUGUUUUUUUUUUCUUUUUGUAUAAUUUCAUUUACAUUGGCAUAAAAAAAUGAUUUUGUUGUAAGGAGUUUUGUGUACAAUACAGCACUAUUUACUAUUUAUAAUAAACUGUAUAAAAAUGUAGAA
Messenger RNA from Acanthopagrus latus (yellowfin seabream), 5260 nucleotides. RefSeq names its product paired box 3a (gene pax3a). The transcript is spliced from 14 exons. The record is from RefSeq and is a predicted model, not a curated record. Gene Ontology annotation, molecular function: RNA polymerase II cis-regulatory region sequence-specific DNA binding; DNA-binding transcription factor activity, RNA polymerase II-specific. The coding region runs from base 2677 to 4143 and encodes 488 amino acids. NCBI's taxonomy places the organism in Eukaryota, Metazoa, Chordata, Actinopteri, Spariformes, Sparidae. Gene Ontology annotation, biological process: regulation of transcription by RNA polymerase II; anatomical structure development.